Teleopsis dalmanni is the source of this 1312-nucleotide messenger RNA. It is a transcript of the gene Nep3, whose product is annotated as neprilysin-3. The record is from RefSeq and is a predicted model, not a curated record. Gene Ontology annotation, molecular function: metalloendopeptidase activity. Gene Ontology annotation, cellular component: plasma membrane. Gene Ontology annotation, biological process: protein processing. NCBI's taxonomy places the organism in Eukaryota, Metazoa, Arthropoda, Insecta, Diptera, Diopsidae.
UACCCUCAACAAUUAUCUUAUAUGGCAAGCCAUUCGUUCCUUAACGUCAUGCCUUUCAAAACCAUUUCGCGACGCCUACAAAGUUGUACGUAAGUCUUUGAUGGGUUCGGAUGGCGGAGAGGAAGUUUGGAGAUAUUGUAUUGCUGACACAAACAAUGUAAUUGGUUUUGCAGUUGGAGCAAUAUUUGUUCGACAAGCUUUCGACGGCGAGUCAAAGCCAGCAGCUCAGUCCAUGAUCAAUGAAAUACGAGAUGCGUUUAUGAAAAAUAUAAAAAACGUGACAUGGAUGGACGCGGAAACUCAAAAUCGAGCAAUUGAAAAAGCCAAUGCUAUAUCAGACAUGAUCGGUUUUCCUGAUUAUAUAUUGAAUAAUAAGGAGUUAGAUGAAAAAUAUGCCUUUCUUAAUAUUACACCAAAUGCCUACUUUGACAAUAACAUACAAAUUUCAAUUUAUAAUUUAAAAAGUAAUUUAGAAAAACUAUAUCUUAAAGUAAAUAAAAGCCAAUGGGGUAUGACACCUCAAAUGGUUAAUGCUUAUUACACACCAACAAAAAACCAAAUCGUUUUUCCCGCUGGAAUAUUACAAUCACCUUUUUAUGAUAUCAAUAAUCCAAACAGUUUAAACUUUGGUGCUAUGGGUGUUGUAAUGGGUCACGAAUUAACACACGCAUUCGAUGAUCAAGGUAGAGAAUACGACAAAUUUGGAAAUAUUAAUAGCUGGUGGAAUAAAAACAGUAUUGAGCGAUUUAAUAAAAAAGUUGAAUGUUUUGAAAAACAAUACAGUUCCUACAAAGUAAAUGAACGACAACUAAAUGGAAAGCAAACCUUAGGUGAAAAUAUUGCCGACAAUGGUGGAUUAAAAGCUGCAUACCAUGCUUUUUUAAAAACUAAAGCGAAUAAGAAAGCUGACACACUAAAGUUACCAGGUUUAAAUUUAACUCACGAGCAGCUUUUUUUUAUUUCGUUUGCACGAGUUUGGUGCUCCAGUACCACUGAUGAAACAAGUUUACUACAAAUGGAAAAGGAUGCCCACUCCCCAUCUAAAUACAGAGUAAUUGGCACACUUUCAAACAUGGCAGAAUUUUCCAAAGUAUUUAAUUGUAGUUCAGAAAGUAAAAUGAAUUCUUCGAAUAAAUGUGAAGUGUGGUAAUUGAGUUAUAUAAAUUCGUAUAACUAAAAUUAUGUAAGUUAUAUGGAAAUGUAUUUCACCAACGUAAAAAUGUAUUUAUUUCAGAAUGCUUGAUUACCAAGUUUAUAUACUUAAUUGUUUUAUAUAUACAAAUAUGAAAUACAGUAAUGAAAUAGACUUAAA